AAAGCACACCACAACAAACAAACAAAGAGGAGAGAGAGAAGCAAGAGCGAAGCCAACAGGCAACAGUAAUCAGAAUCCCAAACCGGAGGGGGCGGCGUAGCAGCCGAGACCGCAGGAGCACCGAGAGCUCGGACGCGGCCGGCGUGGGAGGGCAUAGGCGUCGGCGACGAGACGACACGCCGCUACGCCCCGCCCUAUCCCGCCGCCGGCGGAUUCGGCCGGAAUCGGAGCCCAGCCGCCGCCGCCGGGGAGCGGCCGCAGCGUGGCCGGAGCAGUCCCCGCCCGUGCCGGCCAAUGCCGGCGUAGCGGUGCCGCCGUAAGGUCCCUGUCUGUCCCGGCCAGUGGCGGUUGGUGCCAACUGCGCGGUAGUACAGUUGCCCAACUUCUCGCUUUUCCGCGUGAAAAUGGCUUUCUACUCUUUUUCCUGUGCCAAGUACAGCCGCUAAACUCCGCCCACGGACUUGUGUGCCCAGAUGAUAAAAUCGCCUAGGACGUGGAGCUGAUCGGAACUGUGUCGUGUACAAGAUAUGUGCAUUAGAGAUUGAAUUUUGCGGUGGCAGUUGUGUUCAAGAUGCUGGGCACCAUGGAGUCACGGAUGGAUCAAUACGAGAUUAUGGAGCAGAUUGGCCGUGGCGCCUUUGGUGCCGCCAUUCUGGUGAACCACAAGACCGAGAAAAAAAAGUAUGUGCUGAAGAAAAUCCGGCUCGCGAGGCAAACAGAGCGCUGCCGCAAGUCUGCUCAUCAAGAGAUGGCCCUUAUUGCCCGCCUUCAACAUCCUUACACUGUUGAAUUCAAGGAGGCAUGGGUUGAGAAGGGUUGCUACGUUUGCAUUGUGACGGGGUACUGCGAAGGUGGCGAUGUGGCUGAACUGAUGAAAAAGGCAAAUGGGACAUACUUCCCAGAAGAGAAACUGCUGAGAUGGUUUGCUCAAUUGGCUCUAGCUGUUGACUACUUGCAUUCGAACUAUGUUUUGCACCGGGACCUCAAGUGCUCAAACAUAUUUCUCACAAAAGAUCAUGACAUCCGUCUUGGGGAUUUUGGCCUUGCUAAGACCUUAAAGGCAGAUGAUCUAACAUCUUCGGUUGUUGGGACACCAAAUUACAUGUGCCCAGAGCUUCUUACCGACAUUCCUUAUGGAUUCAAGUCAGACAUAUGGUCUCUUGGAUGUUGUAUGUAUGAGAUGGCUGCUCAUCGACCUGCUUUCAAGGCUUUUGAUAUGGCUGGACUGAUAAGCAAAAUAAAUCGCUCCUCCAUUGGCCCUAUACCUACUUGCUACUCUCCAUCUAUGAAAACGCUUAUCAAAAGCAUGUUGAGGAAGAAUCCUGAACACCGGCCUACUGCAUCUGAUAUUCUGAAAAAUCCAUAUCUGCAACCUUAUGUUGAUCAGCACCGCGCAUUUACCGCUGUACCGCAUCCCAUGCGAUCACCAGGGAAAUCCAUUACCAGUUCACGGAGCAGUCGGAGGAGCAUGUCUGGGAGCCAAUGUAGCAGCAUUUCUGGCACUGGCAGUGAUUUGGACAGUAUACAAUCAAGUGAAAGAAACACGUCAGGGCUAGCUACAAGUUCCAACAACACCACCAUUGGUACUGAAGGUGCUGAAGCUACUGAUGAUGCGUCAGUUAAAACAUGUUCAACACCACGUGAUCUUAAAAGCCAUAAGGACAUUGAUAGUCCUGAACUGGAGAGACAAGACUCACCUAAAUCCAUACAUGUUGAUCAGCGUCCCAAAUACGGGAGUAAGCAGCCAAAAAUCAUCAAGAAGAUACUAACAACUCUAAGAGAGGAGACUAGUAAGCUCAGGGUAAACAAUUCACCUUUGAGAGCUAGCCGUGUAAAGCUACAUUCACCUAGUCACAGAGAGCUCUUGUCUGAUGAUUCAGAGCAUAACAGUGUUUCCUCCAGUGUAAAAUCUAGUGAAGUGACGCCACAUGCACCAGCAAAGGUCAACCGUGAUACUGUGAAACACAUACAAGCAUCUCCUCCCCUGAAGCAUUUGUCGCCAAUUGUUGAACAUUCUCCAAAAAUUAAGGUCAAAGCGGAUGAGCCGCAGCAGCUAGACCCUACCAAGCAGACAAUUGAAGAUGUUGAUGCUGCUGAAGGGAAGGUCAAGAAUAGGGUUCUACUCAGUUUUAGUAGACGCACCAGCUUCCCUCCCCGUAGACAAAUGGGAGCAGAGAGUCCACAGCACACUGGGACAAAACGAGCUCACAGUAAGGUCACCAUAGAGCAUGCAAAAAGCCCUUCUCGACCUGUCCAUAGUCCAAAAAAUGCUUUUACUGAGCUUCCAGGUGUUCUAAUGGCUCCUCCAAGCCCCCUGGGGGGUAAUCAAAUGAAAGUUGGCAAUUCACAGGCGGAAUGUGCUCCACCCAGAGAUGUAGCAACCAAAGAAGUUAGCAGUGCUUGCUCCAGUUCCAUGAUUGAUUAUGCUGACAGCACCAAGCAGUCUGAACCAUCUGAACCUGAUUCACUAACCCACUUGGAUUCAUCUUGCAAAUGCUCAACGCUGGACACUGCCAUACAAAAGCAUGAUCAAACUGAUAUGCCAAGCUCAGAGCUCAACACCACCAAUUUGCAGAAGAGUAUGGCUAGUAAUGAUGAUAGUAGUGUAAGCUCAGCCUUGGACCCAUCUGUUGAUACAAAUGUGCAAGAAUUUAUUUGCAAGGAUGAUAUUCCCUGCAGUAAGAUGGUGCAGAGCACUCCCACUAUCACUGUACAGAGUGAGGAAGAUAAGUUCACAGUACAAGAACUGCUCUCAUCAGUACCAUACAUUGCUCCUGAUGCUUCAGCAACUAAAACAAUUGCAUUGGACAAAGGAUCCAAUUCCGUCAAUCAUUCAUCAGAGAUAUCACCAGUUCCUUGUUUGAGUCCUCCAGUUGAGGACAUUAUACAUGUCAUAAGGCCCAGCGGUUUCAGCGUCAGUGAUGAGCCGGCAGUAGGGAAUGCUGAAAUGGAAGCCCAAAGCAGAGAUGUUGGCGAACUUUGCGAUGUUAUAAAAGAAGAAGUGGAUGUGAGAAGCAUCACACCAAGCCUUAUACCUUGCGGACUUAUUGGUUCUGCCGCUGUGAAGCCCAACAUUUCAGAAGAUAAUACUAUCGGUCCGAAACUCGCCAAUUCAGAUGUGGCAAAAUUGCCCGCCAUCCCAGAAGCAAAUUCUACUUCUCCGGAGACCAACGGUGCGUUUAAGGAGGAGGCGACCCCAGCAAAGGAAAUACUGGCAACCUCAGCAAAGGAAAUGCUUGAUGUCAAGUCCUUCAGGCAACGGUCUGAGGCUCUUGAAGGGCUCUUGGAGCUUUCUGCCGAUCUCCUGGAAAACAACAGGUUGGAGGAGCUUGCGGUGGUUCUGAGGCCGUUCGGGAAGGCUAAGGUGUCCCCGCGAGAAACGGCGAUCUGGUUGGCCAGAAGUUUUCAAGGGAUGAUGAAUGAUGAAGCGAGUCGCAGCUCAACGUGAGUGCCCGUAACAUUAACCUUUUUCUUUUCUUAUUUAUGCCCUGAAAUAUCGAAAUCUGUAAAGUUUGACCACCUCAGGCCCCCUCAUUUCACGUGCUAUAUGUAUAUUAGUCCCAUGUUUGUGUGAUAGUGGUUCCCAGUUGUAUACGGUACAUUCUGUAAAUAGCCUAGACUUGUAAACGGAAAUAAGACAUGUAAAAAAUAAUGUUAAAUCUGCAUACCAAGGUAUGCAUAUUGAAGGCCCACUAUUUAUCUACUAUCUGUUUAUCAAA
This is a messenger RNA of Triticum dicoccoides, 3719 nucleotides long. Its product is annotated as serine/threonine-protein kinase Nek5-like. The transcript has 15 exons. Bases 572 to 3448 code for a protein of 958 amino acids. Gene Ontology annotation, molecular function: ATP binding; protein serine/threonine kinase activity. Gene Ontology annotation, biological process: microtubule-based process; protein phosphorylation. The record is from RefSeq and is a predicted model, not a curated record. Gene Ontology annotation, cellular component: cortical microtubule. NCBI's taxonomy places the organism in Eukaryota, Viridiplantae, Streptophyta, Magnoliopsida, Poales, Poaceae.